GUGAUGUUCUGUAGUUAGUGACAGAAUCGUCGCCAUAUUUGAGAAUCUGAAAGGGUAUUUUUCUUCCAGAAACGAAAUUGCAAAUAGAUUAUAAUUUUUUCCGAAAUGAUCAAAACCCUAAUGUAACUGGUGAGAAGCUGUAGUUAUUCUGAAUCACACACCUCAUACUACUGUGUGCUGUAUUUCAACAUGAAAGGAGACCUCAGGACUUAACCAAAAAAAAUUAAUUGAAAACAAUUACUUUUAACGAGAAUAUUUCAUGAGUUAUCUAAUUAGUAUGUCUUUGUGAAUGAGCCAGUAGGAUAAUGCAUUCUAUAACUUAAUUCAUUAAGGAAGUCCAAAUUUCAUCAUGAUAUUUUUUUAAGUGUUUGCAAAAAUAGUUUAUAGUUAACUAUGAUGGCUAGUUCCUUUGACCAUGAAGAUAAAGAUUGCUGGUACUUUGGGGCCAUUGGUCGUCAUGAGGCUACAGAUUUACUGAUGUCUGAAAGAGAAGGUGGUGUUUUUUUAGUCAGAGAUAGUAAAACUAGUGUUGGAGACUUUGUAUUAUGUGUCAAGGAAGAUAGUAAAGUAAGUCAUUACAUUAUAAAUAAAACCCAGGUGCAGGAUCAAGCAAGAUAUAAAAUUGGGGAUAACUUUUUCAAAAACAUACCAGAGCUUCUUGCAUUUUACAAAGUACAUUACUUAGAUACCACUCCGCUUAUUAGACCUGCCAGUAAAAAGGUUGAGAAAGUUGUGGCCAAGUUUGAUUUUGAUGGCAAGGAAAAGGAUGACCUUAGUUUCAAAAAAGGUGAUAUUUUAACUAUAUUAUUCAAAGAUGAAGAACAGUGGUGGACAGCGAAAAACAAAGAUGGACAAACAGGAUCUAUUCCUGUUCCAUAUGUACAGAAAAUUGAGGAAAGUCAUUCCCCUGUAGAUCUUCUCCGCUCCGGAUCUGGUGUCGCUGUUAAUAAUACAUUGUUGCCAUGUGAAGCAGCCAAACGAAAUCAAAUGCAGGUAUUCAUCAUAUUCCAUAAAAAAUAUUUAGUUGUUGCUGAAUCAGUAUCAGAAACUUGA
Messenger RNA from Leptinotarsa decemlineata (Colorado potato beetle), 1053 nucleotides. RefSeq names its product Crk proto-oncogene, adaptor protein (gene Crk). NCBI's taxonomy places the organism in Eukaryota, Metazoa, Arthropoda, Insecta, Coleoptera, Chrysomelidae. The record is from RefSeq and is a predicted model, not a curated record.